Molecule: messenger RNA, 4586 nt
Organism: Bombus impatiens (common eastern bumble bee)
Lineage: Eukaryota; Metazoa; Arthropoda; Insecta; Hymenoptera; Apidae
Product: mucin-5AC
Exons: 10
Coding region: 1558-4554 (998 amino acids)
Source: RefSeq, a predicted model, not a curated record
AAUUUCGGCGUAUCCUGUUCCAAAAAGGGAAUGGUACUUUGGAGUUCAGCGGUACCUACUACGAGAAUAAAUAGCGGAACUAACGUUGCUAAUAAAACGAGGAGAAACUAGACCAGAGUAGAGCUCCUUUUUUGCACGAAAGCUGUAAAAAAUUACAGGAUAUGCAAAUAUAUUUAACACGUUGCAUUUCUUUCAACUCAGAAAGUCGAAUUGCUUUACGAAGUUGUUCGUGAAUUCAAAUGGAGGAAAUCGUUUCCUUAUUAUUUGCUUACAAUAGCAUAUCAUGGUUUAUUGCGUAAGAUGCAACGAAUCUUUAGCGAUCGAAGUAUCGGUAAUAGGUCGAAGAUCCUGCAAUCAUCUAAUUUAUUUAAUUUCAUAGUUUAUUUAUCUAAUGUAUCUUUAUUCGUAAGUUAUUUCGGAUAGAAGAAGUUUCGUCAUCGUGAAAUACGAAAGUAGAGCGUACUUUUUCUAAUCGAAAGCUAGAAAAAGGAGAACAUCGAUGUAGCUAAGGUCUCGUGCGAGAGAAUCGCGCGGAUUAUUGCCCUGUUUUGAAUAAAAAUUAACUUCGAUUCCCUUUGAGAUAAAAGCGGAAAACAUUUCUACCAAUCGAAAGUCAGGAGAAAUCGAACGUAAACAUAUAUCGUCGUAUUAACUACAAUACGACGAUAAUCGAUGCUAAUAGAUUCGUUGAUUUUCAAAGAACUUGGAUUAAACUUUUGUGAGAGAUAUCCCAUUAAGUAAAUUAUUGUACGAAUAUUAAUUACGCGCAUUUACAAUUGCGUACGUUAAAAAUUAAUUAAUCCUAUUUCAUUGUAUCGUGCCUCGAUAUAUUGAAUCCUCUUCGAUCUUCUAUCUUUACUCAUUAAAAAAAAAAAAAAAAUUGAAAGCUCACGAUCUUUAUAUUAUGCAUAAGCAUACAUUAAGUAAGAAUUGUGUUAAUCUGUGGUCUUCGAAGCAGAAUAAUUACGGUAGAAGUCAAAUUACGUAAGAUAUUGUAACAGCAUAUAUCUUACAUAUUCAAGAAUUGUAACAUGAAACUUUAAAUGGUUAUUUAAUAACGUAGUGCGGCAGGAAGUUUGGAGUCGAGUUUUCCGCGACUAGUCGAGAAAAUAAAGUGGACUGUUUCUCGAUGCAAAGGACAUUACAAAACGCGAAGAAACAAUGCUGGAAAGCGUCUUCGCUUUCUUUCGGAAACGAUCCGGACAGUUUCUCACGGAACGUGCUAGUUAAGUCCGUGAAAGAGCAACUAUGAUCUAUACGUGAUUAUGCGAAUCGAGCACACCCACUUUUCAUUUUCGGUGUUCCGAUUUUCAUUCGUUCGAUUCGUUUGGUUUGUUUUCUAAAUCACAACUUUAUUUUUGCUAUCGUAUGCAGUACACUAGAUUUUGUAUCUAAAGGUUGCCACUUGUCUUUAAGUUAUUAGGAUCGGCCGAAUCGUGGGACAAAUUAUCGCGUCUGAUACCAACGAAUUCGGUGUACGAACAACAGGACAAGAAUGCAUCUCCUGUCGAUAAUCCAGCGGACACGCUAUUACGCUCCUUGGACGAAAACAAUGUCAUGGAGACAUCAAAAACGAUUGGAAAGAAAAACAAUCACGAAGAGGAAGUAGACGAGGAAGUUUACGAAGACGAGUACGAAGUUGAAACCGACCCAAAAACGGAACAUGAAACUUUGAAGCUUCCUAAGAUCACCGAUUCCACUAACGCAAAGUACGAAAGAGCUCCGUCAGAGUUAACCGCUCAGACGGAAGACAUGUCCAGAGACGAAGAUUAUGUGGAAGACCCUUCGACGAGUCAGUACGACACGUACAAUUACUAUAACGAUGAUUACUCGAGUCCUAAUCGGUCGCGAUACCGAGCCGCAGAGGACGAACACGCUCGCGACUAUUCGGAUGCAGAGGAAGAAGAAGCGGAGCCGGAGGAACAUGGAGAACAAAAAGGAGGAGAAGAAGAUGAAGAAGAAGAAGAAGAAGAAGGGAAGAAACCACAGGACAACGACUAUGAUACGUCAGAGGAAGAGGAAGAAUAUUUCGAUUCUCACCACGUUGCGAACGUAAACGAUUCUUCGUCCGACCUGUUCGAAGAAAAGGAUCUAGACACGCCAAUUUCAACGACCAACAACGAGGAGGGUUCCUCGAUGGAAGGUAGCGACAAAACUUUUGCUUUUCUCGGACCACCAGUGUCGAGAAUAAAUUCCUCCGCUGAUAGUUCCAUCUUGAUCGGAGGAGCCAUAGUGUCGGUAGUAACGACGAAAAGCGUCGUCAAUGGCACGAUUUCCGUUCCAACCACAUCCUCGCCGACUACUACCGAACAAGUUGCCGCACCACCCUCUUCCACUUCUAUGGUAAUCACGGAACAACCCGUGACAGCGAUAACAACCGAGGAUACGUCUCGAAUAUUAGCUUCAGUUCAAACGAGUCGUAGCAUAUCUGGCGCUCGAUUCUUGCCGUUUCCUGUAAUAGAUCGUAUCGAACCGAUCGGCCAUAGCAGCGAGAAGAAAACUUCGCCACCUCCAGAGUCCACGGAAAGCAUUAUCGAUAAAUUGGACAGGGUACAGUCGGAAUUGUCCAGCGGUUUUCUCGCCGGUGGCUUCCGAACUGCCGGUAAUUCCCUUCAGUUGGACGUUUUGAACGAAAGAGACAGGAAUAAUCGCAGAAGGUAUACUACUACCGCUAAGACGCCGAUCAUUAGCAAGUUUGUGCCGCGAAGAUACAACGAUAAGAGAAACGAUCAUGCUACGCCGAAGCCGAAGAUCGAAACGACGCUCGAUAGUUUGGAAGGGUUGUUACCGCGUGAUUACGUUACGAGGAGUUCGUCGACGGUGUCGACGCUUUCCAAGACUGGAUUCAGAUGGCCGACAAAGAGCACAACUAGCACAACAGCAGAACCAACCACGACUCAACUCGCGUCAACUGCAUCCAUUGCCAUGGCGAAAAAACCUAAAACCAACGUGAUUGUUCAAGACAUAAGUGCCUUCUUACCACCCGGAUACAAAUUGAAGAAAGAGGACUCGACUGUUACAGAAAGCUCCCUGUUAAAGGAUAUCCUGGCGAAAUCUAAGGUCGAUAUAUCGUCGUUGUUACCAGCGGAUUAUAACAAAAAGAGAAACGAGGAUGACACGACAACAAUGACGACAACAGCGAAAAGUAUAGGCGUUUCGUCAGAGAAAUCACCAGCUGAGAAAACGAUUCAGGAUUUGUUCGCUAAAUCCAAAGUUGACAUUUCUUCCUUGUUGCCACGCGAUUACGAACAGAAGAGGAAGAAUCUUAUUUCAGAGCCGGCAGACGUUCAUACUGAGAAUUUUACCGAAUCCAAUGUUUCUGUGACAACAGAAUCUACUUCGUCCACAACGAAGAAAUCCGCUGGUUUGAAACUCGUGUUUCCUAGCAGGCCUGGCGGACGGAAAGCAAUUAAUAAAAUCACCACGCCACCCAGUCCUCGAGGUGAAGGACCUGGCACGGUUACGCCGAAAAUACACAGAGGAUGGCCGAUCAGAGUUACCACAGAAUUUACCGGCUGGCCUAGUUCGUCCACUACUCCGAUCUCGAUAGAAAAGAUACUGGAAGCUGCCCGAACCGCAACGAUUUCGUCUGCGUCACUAAUCCCGAUAACCGAAGCAACGUCGAGCACUACGACAACGUCGACUACGACGACAACGCCUCGACCAACCACACCAGGAAUUUGUGAGCAAGAUUGCGAAGUCGCUGGAACUAUAAAGAUAAUUGGUAAUACAAGCUGGGUACCGGAAUUACUUGAUCGAAAUACUCAAGAAUGGCAGAAACUCGCCAGUGAAAUUGAGCGAGAGAUGAACUUCAUAUUCUCAAAAUCUGCUGUCCUAGCAAAAUGGUAUAAAAAGAUAAGAAUCGAUUCAUUCAGCGAGGGUAGUAUUUUGGUAGAUUAUUUUGUCGAAUUGGCCAACUUGGAGCAAAAUGUUAAUACGCAGGAAUUGAAAGUUAUUUUCCACGAUUCGUUACGGACUUAUAACGCAAACAGGUGGAACGAAACUAAAACGAAGAGUUCGAUCAAGCUUGGAUCGUUUACAAUCGAUCCGAAAUAUACGGAUUUUGUAGUGAUACCUAAAGUGACAACUCCCCAAUACACCGAAGAAGACGAUAGAUUAGUUCCACAAUGGGCAAUUGCUGUAAUCGUAAUUGGUGUUGGUGGAUUGGUCUUUAUCAUCAUAUUUGGUGUCUCUGUGUUAAUAAAUCGUCAUAAUGCUUCGAAAUUGAAACCAUCUAUAUCUACAAUUUACGAAGAAGAAGUAGCAAAGAAUAUUACAGCUCAUAGAUCUAGUGAUUACUCAAAACCGGUACAUACGAUUUGGACUGACCCAGACGUUUCUUGGAAUGACAAGUCUUUCGAAUCGACCUCCAACAAGAUUCUUGUCGAAAAAUCUUUUCAAGACAAUAAGAAAUAUAACAUGUACGAUAGUUGGAGAUCGCAGUGGAACGGUUAUUAUUACAACGGGUCUCAUACUAGCAGUAAAUAUGGCGGUUACGAUAGUACAACAAAUUUAUCAAGUCGUCAUCAUCCUGAUUACGAUACAAAUUUCUAAAUUUUACGGUAAUAAAGUAAAAUUUCUAUCAA